AUGCGUCCAAUUGUGAAAAUCAGCGGCAUAUACCGCGUGCCGUACGGCGACGAGGAAACCCUGAAGCAGGCAGUGUACUUCUAUGGUCCCGUGGCCGUCGCCAUCGAAGCUAGCAAAGACUUCGUCCACUACCGUGAGAUUAAGAUGCUGAUGCUUUUAAGUUUUGAAGAUUUGACAAGUCGCUGGCACGUGUAUGUCAUUGAGCAAAGCUACAGCUCAGCAACUGGCAAGAUAGAGAUGAUGAAGCCAUUAGUAGCGGUGUUGGUUAUUGCGGUGGCAGCAAUGGCGGUGGCCGAUGAUGUCCCAUUUACCGACAAGGAUUUGGAGUCAGAGGAGAGCAUAUGGAAGCUGUACGAGAGGUGGGGCCAUGUGCAUGGCUUGACGUCACGAGACCUGGCUGAGAAAGGGAGCAGGUUCGAGGCGUUCAAGGUGAACGCCAAGCAUGUGAACGAGUUCAACAAGAAAGAGGGCAUGACCUACGAGCUAGGACUCAACAAGUUCGCUGACAUGACGCUCGAGGAGUUCCUCGCCAAGUAUGCCGGUGCCAAGGUAGACGCCGUCAUCUUGCAGGCUUCCGUUCGUGAGCUUGAGGAGGAGGUGAUCGGUGAUGUGCCCACCACAUGGGACUGGAGACAGCACGGAGCUGUCACUGCUGUCAAGGAUCAAGGCCAAUGUGGUAGCUGCUGGGCGUUCUCGGCGGUGGGCGCAGUGGAGAGUGCAAACGCGAUCGCGACAGGGAACCUGCUUAAGCUGUCUGAGCAGCAAGUGCUCGACUGCUCCGGCGACGGCGACUGCAACGGCGGCUGGCCUGACAUGGUCCUAAAAGGUUAUGCUAUCGAGCAGGGGAUAGCUCUGGACAGUAGUGGCAACCCACCCUACUACCCACCCUACGUGGCAGCCAAGAUGAGCUGCAGGACGGUGGCCGGGAAGCCCGUCGUGAAGAUGGACGGCACAACCCGGGUGGCCUCCGGUGAGACUGCCCUUAAGCAGAGCGUCUCCCUGCAGCCCGUCUCCGUGCUCAUCGAAGCCGACACCAACUUCCAGCUCUACAAAUCGGGCGUGUACAGUGGGCCGUGCGGGACAAAAGUAAACCAUGCCGUGUUGGCAGUAGGGUAUGGCGUUACAUCUAACAACAUCAACUACUGGAUUGUUAAGAACUCGUGGAACACCACCUGGGGCGAGAGUGGUUAUAUCCGCAUGAAGCGUGACGUGGGUGGCAACAAGGGGCUGUGUGGCAUUGCCAUGUAUGGCAUUUAUCCCACCAAGAUCAAGCAGAAUCCUUUCUCAUCUGUUGCCGCCAGUGUAGCCGAUGCUGCUUUCUACUAG
Molecule: messenger RNA, 1326 nt
Organism: Oryza brachyantha (malo sina)
Lineage: Eukaryota; Viridiplantae; Streptophyta; Magnoliopsida; Poales; Poaceae
Product: thiol protease SEN102-like
Exons: 5
Coding region: 1-1326 (441 amino acids)
Cellular component (GO): lysosome
Molecular function (GO): cysteine-type endopeptidase activity
Source: RefSeq, a predicted model, not a curated record